This is a messenger RNA of Cynoglossus semilaevis (tongue sole), 2417 nucleotides long. RefSeq names its product sodium/hydrogen exchanger 9B2. Gene Ontology annotation, molecular function: antiporter activity. The record is from RefSeq and is a predicted model, not a curated record. Lineage: Eukaryota; Metazoa; Chordata; Actinopteri; Pleuronectiformes; Cynoglossidae. Gene Ontology annotation, cellular component: membrane. Gene Ontology annotation, biological process: proton transmembrane transport. The transcript is spliced from 15 exons. The coding region runs from base 103 to 1905 and encodes 600 amino acids.
UGUGUGUGUGUGUGUGUGACAGAGAGAGAGAGAGAGUGUUGCAUUAGUGCAGUGGACACUGACACUGGCCUGUUUUAUUAUAAUAGCUGGUGUGUGAUGUAAAUGUCUGUCAUUUUGCAGUGCGACAAACACAACAGACUUAAUCCGUCUGUUAUUACCACACACACACACACAGACACACACUUGGUGGUGCGUCUUCAUGACUCAGACGUCAGUCCAUUUUUCCCUUUUGUUCCAGUCACACGUCUCUGCAUCAAGAUGAUGGACGAAGAAUCCACCAAACGCUACGUCAGAGAUGGUGAAGAGUCACUGCAGAAGAAACUAGUCCAGCGAGGGAGUAAAGUUCAGAGUAGUGAGGAGGAGAGGGAGAUUGCUGUGCUGCCACACAGAAGAACUUCAGAUGAUCUCAACGACACCAAUGAGAUGGGAGCCUCACACUCCUCCUCCUGCUGUUCGUCUUGCAUCAGUCUGAAGGACAAAUGUCCUCGUCCUCGGGGACUCUUCAGCCUCGUCAUCACCAAAGUGUGCCUGUUCGCCCUGCUCUUCGGCGUGGUCUGGUCCAUCACAGGAAGUGAGUGUUUACCUGGAGGAAACCUGUUUGGCAUCGUCAUCCUCUUCAUCUGCUCUGUCCUCGGGGGGAAACUAGUGGGAAUGAUCCAACUGCCCACUCUGCCUCCCUUCCCUCCGUUGCUUGGUAUGCUGCUGGCCGGACUGCUGUUGCGUAAUGUUCCCUACAUCACCGACGCCAUCUUUAUUGACACACACUGGUCUGCAGCUCUGAGGAACAUCGCCCUGUCCAUCAUUUUGACCAGAGCUGGACUGGGCCUGGACCCCUCGGCAUUGCGUCGUCUGAAGGCGGUAUGUGUCCGGGUUGCAGUGGGACCCUGUACGGUGGAGGCCUGUGUUGUUGCUGUGGUCUCUCACUUCCUCCUGGGUCUCCCCUGGGUGUGGGGCUUCAUACUGGGUUUCGUCCUGGCUGCUGUCUCUCCAGCCGUUGUGGUUCCUUCGAUGCUGCUUCUGCAGAAAGAAGGCUACGGAGUGGAGAAGGGAAUCCCCACUCUGCUGAUGGCUGCUGGGAGUUUUGAUGAUGUUUUGGCCAUAACAGGAUUCUCUACAUGCCUGGGAAUCGCCUUCUCUACAGGUUCAACUUGGAUGAACAUUCUAAAGGGUCUGCUGGAGGUGGUGGGAGGGAUCAUUGCAGGGCUGAUCCUGGGUCUGUUUUUGUGCUUGUUUCCAAGCAAAGACCAGGAGGACCUGGUUUUGAAGAGAACUCUCAUGUUAUUGGGUCUGGCCAUUUUCUCCGUCUUCUUCAGUCAUGUUGUUGGUUUUGCUGGUGCUGGCGGUCUCUCUACACUGGUCCUGGCCUUCCUGGCAGCUCUAGGCUGGAAAACUGACAAGGCCCCGGUGGCAGCUAUGGUUGGUCGAUCCUGGGAUGUCUUCCAGCCUCUCUUGUUUGGUCUGAUCGGAGCAGAGAUCACCAUCGCAGCCCUGAGCCCCAACACCGUGGGACUAGGCCUGGCCUGUAUCUUCAUCGGCCUGGUGAUCCGUCUGAUUGUUACCUUCGUGUUGGUACAUUUUGGGGGAUUCAACCUAAAGGAGAAACUCUUCAUUGCUGUGGCCUGGCUGCCUAAAGCCACUGUUCAGGCUGCUAUUGGUUCCAAAGCUCUGGACAUGGCGAGGGAGGUAGGGGACGAGACUAUGAUAAAAUUUGGUCUGGAUGUGCUAACGUUAGCCGUGUUAGCCAUCCUGACCACAGCUCCUAUUGGAGCCCUAGGUAUUGGCCUUGCAGGACCACGCCUCUUGGAGCAGCAAGUCAAAGAUGAAACAGAAGGUGAAGCAACAACUUCAACUUGCAACGGGGUUGUUCAAGAAAAGGACUAUGGAACCCUGGAGAGCAAACUAUAAGUCUUCUAAUAACAGAUCUAUGUAAAAUACAUAUAUUUUAUUAAGGUUUUCAUUUCUCUCCAGGGCUAUAUUAAUUUGUAUCUAACUAUUCCAUAGAUUAGUGUAUAUUUUGGCCUUUGACAUGAAUCACAUACAGUAUAUGCUUGUUGUAUGUUACAUUUGUGCUGUGAUAAGCUUGUGUUAGGUGAAUGCUAACUUAUAGUAACGUAUGCUGCACUUUUUGGGAAGCUACAUCUGUGUUGUGCUGAAAUUCAACUAUUUUAUAACCUUUUUCACUUCUUUAAGUUUUACUUUGUCUUUUAUAAAUUUUUAUUUGCUGGGAGAUACCAUAUGUACCGUUAAAUCUUUGCUGUACUAAAGGAGACAUUACCUUUUAAAGACAUUAAAAUAGCUUUAAUAAUAUAAAAUAACUUUGAAUUUGAUUUUUUAAGGCACUUAUGUUGGCUUUUACCCAUGUUAAAAUGACCUCUUUCCAUACCUGUACUAUUGUUGUUUUUUUCCUGUUUGUUUUU